Molecule: messenger RNA, 1329 nt
Organism: Zophobas morio
Lineage: Eukaryota; Metazoa; Arthropoda; Insecta; Coleoptera; Tenebrionidae
Product: protein henna-like
Exons: 5
Coding region: 65-1162 (365 amino acids)
Biological process (GO): L-tyrosine biosynthetic process
Molecular function (GO): phenylalanine 4-monooxygenase activity; iron ion binding
Source: RefSeq, a predicted model, not a curated record
GCCAUUUCUUAGUGAAUUUCAGUUAGUCUGUGAAUCGUUUUAAGCAACAGUUUUCCCUAAAGAUAUGAAUACAGAAGUCACUACUAAUUAUUCGAUUGUGAGAGAAGGAGGCGAAUAUUUGGAGAUCAUUGCUACCGCUAAAGAAAGCAAAGACGGAACUAUACCAAAGAAAGACGCAGUUCCUUGGUUUCCUAGACACAUCUCUGAACUUGACAAAUAUGCAAAUCGGAUUUUAUCCUUUGGUGCUGAUUUAAAUGAUGGUCAUCCAGGUUUCACCGACCCAGUUUAUCGAGCUAGGCGACAAUAUUUUGCCGAUCUUGCUUACAAUUAUAAACAUGGUGAUAAACUACCUCAUGUUUUGUACACAAAAGAGGAAACUGAAACUUGGGGUAAAAUUUUUGAACAACUGACACGUUUAUAUCCUACACAUGCCUGCAAGGAAUACAAUCGUGUAUUUCCCCUCCUCAUAGAAAAAUGUGAAUACAGAAAAGAUAAUAUACCACAACUUGAAGACGUGUCAAACUUUUUAAAGGGAUGUACUGGUUUUAGCUUGCGUCCAGUAUCAGGUCUUUUAUUAUCGAGAGAUUUCUUGGCAGGUUUAGCUUUCAAAGUGUUCCACUCAACACAAUAUCUUCGCCAUUCAAGUAAACCUUUUUACACACCAGAACCAGAUGUUUGUCAUGAACUACUUGGUCAUGUUCCACUUCUAGCUGAUCCUGCUUUCGCUCAGUUCUCGCAACAAAUUGGUUUAGCUUCUUUAGGUGCACCAGACGACUUCAUCGAAAAAUUAGCUACAUGUUUUUGGUUCACAGUGGAAUACGGUUUAUGUCGUGAAGGAAAUGGUGUAAAAGCUUAUGGAGCUGGACUGUUGUCCUCUUACGGCGAACUUCAAUAUGCUUUAGGAGAUAAAUCUGAACACAAAGUUUUUGAUCCCUUUAAAGAUGCUAUAGAAAAGUAUCCUUUAACGAGGUAUCAGCAUGUGUAUUAUGUAUCUGAAAGUUUUGAAGACGCGAAAGAAAAAAUGAUGGAAUAUGCUGCUACCAUACCUAGGGGAUUCGAUGUUAGCUAUAAUUUUUGUGAUCAGAGAAUAGAAAUUUCUACUAUAAAACCACAAUCUCAGGCGGAUGUAGAGGAAUUAGUUGAAUCUCUCAAAGACCUAUAGCAAAGCCUAAAAGAUACAUUUUGUUUAUAACCAAGGUGGAAAUGUACCAGAAGGAAGAAACGUAGUUGCGUGACUGAAAACCAGAUGUAGUGUUUGAUCAAAAAAUACUACAACUUCUGGAUAUUGCUGUCUUUAAGUAAUUUCAAUACUAAAUCAACAAAACUGUG